Entelurus aequoreus (snake pipefish) is the source of this 2321-nucleotide messenger RNA. RefSeq names its product gastrula zinc finger protein XlCGF17.1-like. Lineage: Eukaryota; Metazoa; Chordata; Actinopteri; Syngnathiformes; Syngnathidae. Gene Ontology annotation, molecular function: RNA polymerase II cis-regulatory region sequence-specific DNA binding; DNA-binding transcription factor activity. The transcript has 2 exons. Gene Ontology annotation, biological process: regulation of transcription by RNA polymerase II. The coding region runs from base 187 to 1254 and encodes 355 amino acids. The record is from RefSeq and is a predicted model, not a curated record.
AGUUGCUCAAGCAGAAAGACCAAGAUGGCGGACGGAGGAGUUUCACAUUUACCUCUUAUGGCUUUUUGGAUUCAAAUAUAGCUACAAAUACCUCCAAAUCAUUUUUGUUCUAAAGCCCACGACACGGAAGUUGAGUUUGGAGCGAUGGAGUGUUACCUGAAGUGAAGAUUGAAGACGUGAUAGAAGAUGGACGACUACUGCUAUGCUAAGAUGGCGACGUCCGCUAAAAGAGAACAUGAAAGAGAAUCAGCGCCACCAACUUCCAGCAAAUCACCAACGGAGAUAAAGACGAAAGAUGAAGACAUCCAGCAGCUGUUUGGUCAUCCAGAAGAACUGCAGGGAGGGAGCUCCACUCUGAAGCAGGAGGCUCCUCAGCCCCCCCACAUUAAAGAGGAAGAGGAGGAACUCUGGAUCACUCAGGAGGGAGAGUGUCUUCUAGGACUGGAUGAAACUGAUCUCACCAAGUUGCCACUGACUAUUGUCUCUGUGAAGACUGAAGAUGAUGAAGAGAAACCACAAGUAGACAACCUCUUAGCUCCACUAUCAGAUAGUGAGGCUGAAGAUGAGGUUGAAGUAUCUUUGAGCAGCGAUACAGACUGUGAAGGUGAUAUGAGGACUCACACUGACAACAAACAGUCUGAAUGCUCUCAAGAGAGGACAGGUAAAAAAUGUUUAAGCUGCUCAAUUUGUGGUAAAAGCUUUUUUAAAAAGAACACCUUGAAUAAGCACAUGAGAAGACACACAGGAGAAAAAACAUUUACUUGCUCAGUUUGUGGUAAAAGAUUCCUUCAUAAUGCAGACAUGGUAAUACACAUGAGAACGCACACGGGAGAAAAACCAUUCAGCUGUUCAGUUUGUGGUAAAAGCUUUACGCGGAGUGGCACUUUGAUUCAUCACAUGAAAACACACACAGGGAGAAAACCGUUCAACUGUUCAGUUUGCGCUAAAAGCUUUUCUCUCAAAUGCAAUUUGGCUAAACACAUUCGAACGCACACAGGAGAAAAACCGUUUACAUGUUCAGUUUGCGGUCAAAGCUUUACUGAAGAAGGAAAUUUGGCUAAACACACGAGAACGCACACUGGAGAAAAACCAUUUAGUUGUUCAGUGUGCAGUAAAAGCUUUACUCGAAAAGGCAGUGUGAAUGACCACAUGAGAACGCACACGGGUGAAAAAUUAUUUAAUUGUUCAGUAUGCGGUAAAUGCUUUUCUCAAAAGAAAUGUUUGACAAAACACAUGAAAGCACACACAGAAUAAAAAAAGCAUUUAAUCGUUCAGUUUGUGGUUAAAAAAGCUUUACUCAGAAGGGCAGUUGAACUGAACACACGAAAAUGCACAGAGGUUAAUUGCUGAGUUUGUGGUAACAGAUUUACUCACAAGCAUGUCUGUGGAUAUUUUCCUUCAGCCAGGUCACAACGAGUGUGUUGGAAGGAUGGAUUGAUGGGGUUCAUCAUGUUUAAAUAUUAGUAGAAUAUUCUUGUUUAUCACAGUGUAGCGGAAAAGUUGCACAUAAGAUUUUUGUUUUGUUCACUUCAAUGAAAGACUGCAGUCCUUUUAUACAAUUGGUUUAUUUACUUUGGAAGAAUCACCUUAUGGACCAGAUCUGCAGACAUGUGACGUUGGUGACACCUAGUGACCAGUUAGUACGCGGUACUACAAGUACAUAUCACAAUGUAUUACUAUUUUAAAAAUAACAAGAUUCCAGUGAUCAUGGACAAUGGACUAUGGAACUCUUUAAAAUGUAUUAUAACACUUUUUCAAAACAAAUAACAGGUUUAAAAAGGUACUCUUGGCUGCUAAGGUAUGGCACAAUCUUGUAUCUGCAGUAGUUUUAAUUGUGUGAAGGUAAUGGUUAUUUUCCAUGUUUAGUUAGAUUGAUGUCAACACCUGUCACAGCAGGUCAUGUCAUAUUUUGAGUUUGUUGGCGUUUUCCUGUGUUUGGUGUUUUAGUUCCUGUCUCGCGCUCUUAGUUAGGUGGCACUUCCUGUCGUGUAUGUUUCCACCUGCAGGUACUUUACUUUGAAAGAACAAUCAAGUCUAUUCAAGUUGAGCAGUGGCUGCUUUCUGCACGUCGAGACAUUGUGUUUUGUAUUCAAGCUUCUUCUGAGAGGAAAACCACUUUUCUGCUCUGUUGGUUUACUUUGAAGCCUGUUUUUAGUUCUUUUGUCAUUGCAUAGUCUUCCCCAUGCUCCAGCACAUCUCCUUCUGCCCUCGUCUUAUGUUUUUGUCUAAGAUUAAAUAUCGUUCUACCUGCACGCCGUCUCCUUCAGACUUCUGCACAUGGGAUCACUACAAUGCCACCUGAGUGUCACAAUAAAGCUACU